Messenger RNA from Ylistrum balloti, 4168 nucleotides. Its product is annotated as striatin-interacting protein 1-like. The transcript is spliced from 20 exons. Gene Ontology annotation, cellular component: cytosol. NCBI's taxonomy places the organism in Eukaryota, Metazoa, Mollusca, Bivalvia, Pectinida, Pectinidae. Gene Ontology annotation, biological process: cytoskeleton organization. The record is from RefSeq and is a predicted model, not a curated record. The coding region runs from base 1 to 2361 and encodes 786 amino acids.
AUGGAGGCCUCAGGACCCAGGAAGGCAGAGGGUUUGCCGAAAUUGAGGGAUUUGCUGAGAAGACAGAGAGAGGAUUCUUUUUCUGAGAGUAUGUGUGAAACCCCAGACAUAGAAUAUACUUAUGAUGAUGCCGAUACCUAUCGUGCUGAAAUGGCAGAAUUAUACAGCUAUACAGAGGAAUGUGAAUUUGAGGAGACAAAGAAAGCAUUUGAACAUGGGUUUGCUCUGAAAGGACAUGACAAGUGGACGACAGCAUCUCCAGAGAUUCAGAGGAAACACAUAGUAUAUUUACAGAAUGAGUUAGAAAUGGCUGAUCGUGAUCGCCGAUUUAAUGCACUGAUGGCCUUACUCUACCUCUUACAAGGAGUACAUGGCGAAUGUGAUGCAGAGGACCAGCAUCGUGAUUGGGUGAUGACCAAUGUCCACAUGUUAUAUGAACAGGGUCUGUUCAUCUCAUUUGCUGAAGUCUUGUCAAUGGAAAUUGAGAAUACUGUUGCUGCAUCAAACGCUCUGCGUAAGCCAGCUGUCUCGGUGGCAGAUAGUAAAGAUUUAAGAAUGUUGUUAAAUGCUUUAUACACAAUGGUGGAGACCAUGCGACUCCCACCAGAAAACAUGUCAGAGGAACAGAGAAGGAAUCAAGAACUCUUCAAGGAAGACCUUGUGACACCAUGUGUUGGAGAUGAGAUAUUAGCGAUCACAUUGUUUGGAAUGGUGACCAAGUUCUGUAGUGGAAAUGCACCUCACUUUCCCAUGAAGAAAGCUUUGCUCCUGUUAUGGAAAGUUGCCUUGGUAUCAUUGGGUGGCCUUCGGGCGCUACAGGACAAGAAAAAUGCUGUACGUGUAGAGAAUGGCUUACCAGAACUCCCAGAGGACACGUACGAGGUGUGCAAAAACAUGCGAGCCUCCUCACCUCCAGCCUCCGCAACUGACCUCAUUGAACAACAAAUGCCAAGGCGAUACAGUGCAAGAGGAAAACGGAGCAGCCUCCCAGACGAACCUUUUGACAACGGUGCUGAGGAUGAGCUGGAUAUGAACAGGGGCAGUGAUGACGAGCUACCCCCUACACCUCCACGACCUGCAACUCCUAUACAGCCACAACAAAAGUCACUACCAUGGAAACCCAAAGUCAGGCAAAAAGAUCUGGAGUUAUUUUUAGACCAUACCAGGAUCAAGUUUGUAGGUUUCCAGGUCCAGAAAGAUCAGGCAUCACUAGCUGGUUUACCUCAGCCCAUCCACGAAGGCGUCAAAGUCCUCAAGCAGCAUUUGUAUAUAUCUCUGACUGAACUGCAGAUCAAAAGAGAAGAAGAGAUAGCAAAGAACCCACUGUCCCAGCCAGAGAAGGAUGUGCCCAACUCCCCAGUGGAGAUUUUGUUCCAGGCCAUGCUGCCAAAUCUUCCUCAGUACAUGAUUGCCUUGCUGAAGAUUCUUCUGGCAGCAGCCCCUACAUCCAAAACAAAAACCGACUCCAUCAAUAUUUUAUCAGAUGUUCUCCCAGAGGAAAUGCCGACCACCGUUCUACAGUCAAUGAAGCUGGGGAUUGAUGUGAACAGACAUAAAGAAGUGAUCGUUAAAUCCAUAUCUGGUCUUUUGUUGUUACUUCUGAAAAAUUUCAAACUGAAUCACAUCUAUCAGUUUGAAUUUCUCAGUCAGCACCUGGUCUUUGCCAACUGCAUACCACUGGUGCUUAAAUUCUUUAAUCAAAACAUCAUGUCUUACAUUGGAGCUAAGAACAGUAUUCCUGUACUGGACUUCCCACGUUGUGUUGUUGGCGACCCAGUAGAACUCACUGCAGAGGCUCUGGAAAAUGGUGAUGAUCAGCCAUUUUGUUGGAGAAACCUUUUUUCCUGCAUUAAUCUCUUAAGAAUACUCAACAAGCUGACAAAAUGGAAGCACUCCCGAACAAUGAUGCUAGUAGUGUUUAAAUCUGCUCCAAUCCUGAAGCGUGCCCUCAAGGUCAAACAUGCCAUGAUGCAACUGUACAUCUUAAAACUUCUCAAGAUGCAGACAAAAUAUCUAGGUCGACAAUGGAGGAAGAGCAACAUGAAAACAAUGUCAGCUAUCUACCAGAAAGUACGCCAUCGACUCAAUGAUGACUGGGCUUAUGGCAAUGAUAUGGAUGCACGUCCCUGGGAUUUCCAAGCGGAGGAGUGUGCAUUACGAGCAUGUGUCGACCGCUUUAACAAUCGGAGAUAUGGUGUAAACGGUACAGAUCCAGACUUUAAACCUUUGGACACCUGUUCCCUAAGUGUACUUGGAGAAUCAAUAGAACUAAGCCCAGAGUUCAAACAAAACUAUGAACGCUGGUUAGAGAUGGAGGUGUACUCCAACCAGAUUGACUGGGACCAGAUUUUAAUGCUAUGAAUGCCUCACUUAUUGUUGAGAAUGAAUACUGGGUAAGCUAUGUUAUUAUACAAAAACAUGUCCAAAAUAUUUAGAUUUUAAAAAUAUCUUGCACCAAACACUCAACAGAUAUUUGAUGUCUCUGUGAAAAACUAGAUAAAUUUUAAACUAAGGAUGUUCAUAUAGUUUUGGUGUGUCUUUCUUUAUAUAGCAUUUUCGUUCCUUUGAAUAAAUGAAAUUUUGAUUUAUUAAAAACAUGAAGGAUAGAUAAAUGAAAUUUUGAUUUUACAGAUGGUACCAUCACAUCAUAGAUAUAACACAUAUUAUGUUUUUAUUUCAAAAAAUGUGAUUUACAUUGGUAAUUUUCAUGAAAUCCUUUAUUUGUAACAUAGCUCACAGCUUACAUGAUGUUUGUUAGAGUGUAUGAUAUAGAUAUUGUAUUUAUGAUAUCAAAACGUGAGUAUUUAAACACAUUUUUAUCUAAACUAAAUACAGGAUAAGAUAACUGAUGUUUCAAACAACAGAUUCACCAAAAGUCUUUGUUCAUAAUAUUAAUUUGAAUGCUUAGCUCUCUUAAACAUUAAAACUGUUGAAUCAAAAACAGAAAGUAUUUUUUCAUGAAAAUAAACAAGAACGAUGUAAUUUGUAUGUAAAAUGUUUUGCUUGGAUAUCUUAUAAUGCACAUUUAUUGAUUUUUAGGAAGAGAUAUCCAUAUAUAUAUAAAAAAAAGGGUCAACAUUGACAUUGUAAUCUAUUCUGAUAAUAAUUUGAUAGUUUAUAGCAAGGGAAACAACAUUUUGGAUGCAAGAUUUCUAGCAAUCCAUUGUAUCAUUUCAUUGAAAAAAGAUCAAUUUAUUUCAUGCCAAGUUAUUCCAGUAUAAAUGCAAGAAUUAGAGGGAAUAUGUAAUGAAACAAAGAAGUCUUUGGUACAAAUGUAUUUUAAGGAUUAACUGACCAGGAUCUACAUCAGCACUGUCUAUGUGAUGUGACCAAGAAAAUUGAGGAUGUUGGAGAAGAGAAAGAGAGAGUGUGAGAGGAGAGAGAUAGUGAGGAGAGAGAGAAAACUUAGUAUGAGAGGGAGGGAUAUGAAGAUUGAUUUGACUUAACUUAAAUAUUACAUUCAUGCUUUUAAAAGAUCUUUGGGAGGAAUCAUGUUCAAAGGUCUUAAGAAUAUGCCAUGAAGAUAUAUAUUGUUUAUGUUUCUGAGGAAUCUCAUUCGUGAAAUCUUCUUAACCAGGUAUAAUGACGGCACAUAAUUCUAACACAUGAUUAAUGUCCUUGUAUGCCUGUCUGUUCUCCCAAUUGUUGUCUUGCUAAUUAAAAAGAAUGAUUUCUUUAGUAAUAUGGUCACUCUUCAACAUGUCAGAUUUAUUAAGACAAUGAGAUGAAUAGGAUAUUUGAAAUAACUGGAUAUGCCCUUGGUUUGGACAAAAGUCUUCACUGGAAACUCUUACUUAAUUUUUUUUGUAGAGUUAUUUCCCCUGAAGAACUUCUAUAUUGAAAUUUCAAGGAGAUCAAAUCAUAUUUAAAACUUGCUUUGUCAUUUGAAUUUGAUCAAACAAAAUUAUGAAUCUACAGUGUUGUGUACUUCCAAGUUGAAUGCUGAUUUUGUAAUUAUUCAUUGAAUUGAUUACAAUUGAUUUGGUGAAUCAUCCAGUACUAAUGAGUAGGUUAGUACACAAAUAAGUUGAUAGAAAAUGAAUAGUUUUGAAUGUGUAGUCUUUUCCUAUGAUACUGUGACAUUGUGCUUGUGAUUGCCUUGUAUUCUUGCUACAUAAAAGGAAUGAUGUAUAAGGUACAUGGCUUAUUUAUUAAAUUUUUAACAUAU